CACCGACUCUGCGCUCCAGUCCACGGCUCUCCAGCGGAGAAGCGGAGCGGAGCGCACACAGACAGACACGCUGCCGGUCUUUCGUGCAUGAACAGCAGCCAGUGCCUUCUGUUCGACCCGCUUCGAAUCUUUAAAUAUAGACGGAUCUAAACCUCACCAUCAUCACCUUCCAAACACAGGAGAGCUGCGGCGACGUUUGGAUAUACGCACCGCACAGGCACGGGGAUGUGGAUCAUAAAGUUCAUGUUGAUUUGGACCUGCUGGUUCGGAGUGAGCGCGGACUUCGAUGGCAGGUGGCCCAGACAGAUGGCCUCGUCCAAUGGGCUGUGUCGGUACGGCGCCCGCAUCGACUGCUGCUGGGGUUGGACACGUGUCUCCUGGGGCCAGUGCCAGCCUCUCUACGUCUUAACCCACAGAGUAAUCGGGAUAAGGUGCCAACCCCAAGCGGUAUGUCAGCACGGAUGCAAACACGGAGAAUGCGUGGGACCCAACAAAUGCAAGUGCCAUCCGGGUUAUACAGGAAAAACAUGUAACCAAGAAGAGCAGGGCUAUGUUAGCCCCCCAUUAUGGCACAGUCACCCUCCCGUUUUUGUUCCCAUGGACCACCAGCCGAUUGCGGUGCCUUCGGAGGACUUGAACGAGUGUGGCCUCAAGCCUCGGCCGUGUAAACACAGGUGCAUGAACACGUACGGGAGCUACAAAUGCUACUGCCUAAACGGAUACAUGCUGUUGCCUGAUGGGAGCUGUGGAAAUGCCCGGACAUGCAGCAUGGCGAACUGCCAGUACGGCUGUGAAGUAAUGAAAGGAGAAGUUCGCUGCCAGUGCCCUUCCCCAGGUCUACAGCUGGCUCCAGAUGGCAGGACCUGUGUGGAUGUGGAUGAAUGUGCAACAGGUCAAGCGGUUUGUCCGCGUUUCCGUAAGUGCAUCAACACAUUUGGGAGUUACAUCUGCAAGUGUCAUGAUGGCUUUGAUCUGCAGUACAUCAACGGGAAAUAUCAGUGUUCAGAUGUGAAUGAAUGCUCUUCAAAUCAACACCAGUGUGGUCCCUACGCCACCUGCUAUAACACACCUGGUUCAUACAAGUGCAAGUGUAAGGAUGACUACAGAGGUGUGGGCUAUGACUGUAAACCUAUUCCAAAGGUAGUAAUUGACCCACCACGACCUGGAAAGACCACGCCAAGCAACAAUAACAACAAAGGGGGUAACAAAAUUCCUGGCUCAGACCAGAAGAGGACCACAACAAUCAGACCACCAGUGACGGCUAAACGGAUCUCACCUACAAUAAUCACCACCACCACCAAACCUCCUCCAACCAAAAAAAUCACCCCUCCUGCCAGAGUCCCAGCGACCACCACCCGAAGGCCUCUCAUCCCGACACGUAAACCCCCUGUGGUGGUGACAAACAAACCUAAGGUCCCGCCCCGCCCGCAGCCUACUAGAGCUACUACAAAAGCCCCGGUGGUUACAGCAGUUGUUCCCAUUAUCCCAACACGCAGACCUUUUACACCGUUUGUGACACCAGUUGAUAACAGCAUCAAAGACAUUACCCAGAAACAAAGAGGCGACGUUCACAUACCACGAAAUCACGGGCAGAACAAUGUGCUUGAUAUAGAUUUAGACAUUGAACUGGGCAACACAGAAGAGGAGCUGAAGGAUGACCCAGAGACCGGACAUCUGAGCUGCUCUUUUGACCACGGCCUUUGUGGAUGGAUCCAGAGAAGAGAGGGAGACCUUCACUGGGAGACAACAGCAGAUCCCUCAGGUGGGCGGUACCUGACGAUCUCAGAGGGCGGAGAGAAGCGAGGUGGGCGUGGCGCUCAGUUGAUCCUCCCCCUGACCACGCCCUGGAACGAGGGGAACCUGUGCCUGGCCUUCAGACACAACAUGGCAGGGCACCACGUAGGCAUGCUGCAGGUGUUUGUCCAGAAGGGACGGCAGCACAGUCCUGCCGUCUGGGGUCGAACGGGAGGAAACGGCUGGAGGUCGACACAGAUCACCAUUUGGGGCAAUGGGCUAGAAAGUGUGGUGGUGAAGGGCGAGCGACGGAGAGGCCGCAAGGGCGAAAUAGCUCUGGACGACAUGAGUCUCAAACGAGGUUCCUGUCAGGAGGAGCACAAUCUGAGGAGACUUUAACAGCAACAACACCACCAACAAAGACUUUUAAUGCCAGCUUUACUCACGGGACUCUAGGAAGACGGACACCUUACAGAAAGGGACGUGACUUCCUGUCAAUCCCAGUACGGUUAUGGUGCGCUUCCUCUGGCCUUGCUCAGUGGCUACAAGUGCAUGUUCCAGCUCAAUACAGUGCUGCAGGGAUGACAUAGUUUUGUAGGCCAAAUUCUGGAAAUGAGUUAGCGUCUAUCAGGUUCAAUUGUCCUGAAGUUUGUGUUUUUUAAAUAGGUUUUGAUUUAAAUCCCUGGUUAAACACAAGCUUGAGAUAUACAUGUUUUAUUCUACAUCAAAAUACAUCAGUAAUACCCCAUUUUUACUUAAAGCUUCUACUUUUCUUGAAAAGGCGAUUGCUAACAAGUCUAAAUAGAGCUGCAGACAUCGUCAGGGACAUUAAAUGUCAUCAAGCCGAUCAAACUCAUCUACUCGGAUGUCGCUUAUACUGCCUCAUUGUGUUUAUAAACGCACUCUUACAAACUUUUCUCACUUCAGGGAGAAUGUUUUUAAAUAAAGACUUAAGAGUUGUUAGAAGUGCAAUGGUGGUGACGCUGAAGUCAUGUGACUAGGGGUGUAUCCGAAAUGUGAAUCCCUAAAGGCACGGAAAACGAAUAAGGCGUUCUACGGAGCCACUAAAGGGACAUGGUUAGCUGCUUACUAGCUGUAGCCUGGUUCAUUAUAAAACAUAGAAUUUCGCUUGCAACAUAAACAGAGUAAAGAGAGAUGACUGAUAGGACGAUGGCGAAUGAUUUUCAGAUCCUGAGCACCACUGAUAAGCAUCUAAUCUUGUAAAAUGUGUGGUAACUACUGCUGCUUCGUAGUAUGGGAGUGUUUUCACAACGCUCGUCAAUUGACCAUAUUGGCGGCACUGAACGUAAACAAUGCCACUGAACCGAACAAAACUUGCAUAUUUUGCUGAUUAUUGCAUUAUUGCCAUGUUUUGGGCUCUACUAAUCGGUUGGACCGGAAAAAACAUUUAAAGUACUAUAAACUGCCAGAAGUUAUAACAAAUCAAGGAGAAGAGUGCAAAAACUGCCUGAGGGACAAGAAGUGUUUGUGGUUGGCCAAACUGAACCAGGAUUUCCAGGGCAAGAAUCUUGACAACAUUUGUGUUUGUUCUUAUCAUUUCCAGUCAGGUAGAUGAAAUAUUAGGCUAAUAUCUUAAUUAAUACUGCUUGUUAGUAUCUUUACCACGUAUGAACUUAAGUUUGUCAAAAUAUUGCAGCCUUUCCUACUUACUAAGUCCUUCUCUGUAUGAUUUAACAGCUUCCGUACCUUUUUUACCGUGGUUAAAAUAGCAUAAAUUAGCACUACAACCUAUUCAGUAUUACAUUUACCGUGCAAUCCAUGCUGUUGUUUACAUCGGAGUAUCGCCGAUAUAGCUGCGCAUCCGGGUCUCCAAAGUGAAAUUAAAACGCAAUUAAAAGCGAUUUCAAUUUCACAGCAUAUCAAUACCAGCUCCUUGAUGCCCGCAAUUUAUAUACAGUAUAAUUUCCCAACGAUAUAGAUGCAAGAGACAGCAAUGAAUUUUUUUUUUUUUUCUUCCAGUCUCUCCUUUAUUUUCUUGAAGUGAUUUCGUAGUGCACGUCGUUUCCUGUCAGAACACGGUAUUCGGAUUCGUAGACUUCUGGCUACUUAAUUUAGGCUUCAGAAGCUGUGUUCAUUUGUGAAGAUUAUCAUGAGGGUGAUGCUAACUUCCAGGUUGGCCUACAAAAAUCCAUCAUCACUGCAGCGCUCUAUUGGAUGAGAUGUCUAAAAUGUCCGAAGUCUGAAAAUAUACUUUUGUAUAUUUUAAUUUUGUAGAUGUAAAAUUUGUCUCCCACUUCAAAUCUUUGUUUUGAACUGUCGAGCAGACGUCGUCAUGCCAUUGUAAAUGCAAGUUGCCCUGUUUAACUGUUAUUUACCUCCCGAAUGAUUAUGAUGUCCUUUCAAAACCUCUUUUUUUAAAUUCGGCAGAAGUGCUUUGUUAACCAGCUAAUCUGAGUGACGAACUAUUUUUGGUGUAUUAUUGUAAAUGUAUUCAUACAUGUGUAUAUAUAUAAAUAUAUUUCAAAUAUGCUUUGUAGGUGCAUAUAUAAGUGAAUUCUUCAUCGUAUAAGUGAUGCAGGACAAUGUUUACAUCACACGACCCAGUUUUGAGUAUUUUAUUGAUGUAUAUUGUUAAGUACAAACCAGUAAACUGUUCCGAAUUUUACUUAUUAAUGGCUGUAUCAGCCAUUCUGUAUGAUCAUCACAGCCAUGGUUAACCUUUAAGACUAUGUGUUGAAUAUGAAAGCUCUUGGUUUGAUAUUCUGAUGAAGCAACGAUCUCCAAACAUUAAAAGGUGUGAACUUAAAA
Molecule: messenger RNA, 4503 nt
Organism: Labeo rohita (rohu)
Lineage: Eukaryota; Metazoa; Chordata; Actinopteri; Cypriniformes; Cyprinidae
Gene: npnta
Product: nephronectin a
Exons: 14
Coding region: 226-2133 (635 amino acids)
Cellular component (GO): membrane
Molecular function (GO): calcium ion binding
Source: RefSeq, a predicted model, not a curated record